Messenger RNA from Xiphophorus couchianus (Monterrey platyfish), 2840 nucleotides. It is a transcript of the gene tceanc, whose product is annotated as transcription elongation factor A N-terminal and central domain containing. Gene Ontology annotation, cellular component: nucleus. Gene Ontology annotation, biological process: DNA-templated transcription. Lineage: Eukaryota; Metazoa; Chordata; Actinopteri; Cyprinodontiformes; Poeciliidae. The record is from RefSeq and is a predicted model, not a curated record. Bases 588 to 1526 code for a protein of 312 amino acids. The transcript has 3 exons.
GAGCCUCAUGAGUGUUUUUGGGGGGAAUUCCGUUCAUGUGCGGCUUGGAGGAAAAGCUGCAGGAACGUCGCGCUUAACAGCCGAAUCGGUUUGCUUUAGUUUAUCAUACAUACAUAUGAUGCUGAAGAACCCCACCCAUGUCAACUGUAAAGUUUAAGGCCUUCAGGCAACUGAGAAGUUGACAAAAUCCCCUUAAAACCUCUAAGAUGUAACGACGCACUUUCCCGGCCUCGGCGUGCGCACUCUGGUCUGGAAAUUUAAACAUUAACGCUGCUAAGAGCUUCCUGGAAGCGCUGACUUCCAUUUGGAUCUCUGAGGGCUGCUGGGUGAAGACUUGAGAGGCCUGGAGCGAUUAACCAGAGACGCUGGACUGGUUUUCCCUCAGGGCCCUCCGCUGGCACUGGAAGGAGCUGCAGGAAUUCUGAAAACCAAUUUUUUAAUCCAAAGUAAACACGCUUGAUGUCGGUCUGUUUAUGUAUUUUUAAUACACAACAUGGCUGCUCCCAUACAGACGUUUUCUGGAAUACGGUUCACAGGAAAAGGCAGCAAACCAUGAAGAAAGCCAGCUUCGUCCGUCUACAGACACAAUGGAAACAAAGGAAAUAGUCCACCGUGCUCUGCAGAUAGAGAAGUUAGCUGCAGAGCAAAGCUUUGGGAGCAUCUCAACUCUGCUUGGGGAUCUUGAUAGAUGUGAUAUAUCUCCAGAGCAGCUGGAAAUGACGGACAUAGUCAAAGUGCUUUAUAAACUCCUAAAAACCUGCAGGGAGAGCAGCGUGAGGAAAACAGCGAAGAGUCUGCUGUCGAGGUGGAAGAGACAGUACGGUAGUGAAUGGCGGGGAAACUCAGGAAACUCCCAUGCUGUUCCUUCAGGACAAACAGAGGAUGGGGGGGUUUCCAAAGAUUCAGCACAAAUGGGUGGAAAUAAGGAGGAGAGAGCAUCAGGACAAGAAUGUGAGACUCCCACAGGAGAGACAACGUCUCCCUCUUCUGACUCUGUGAGAACCAAAUGUGUUCAGCUCCUGCUUUCUGCCCUCCACCCUGAACCUCCCGAUGGAGACAAGGCAGCAGAGCUGGCGGAAAGCAUUGAGAGGCACAUCCACCGUCUCCACAAAACCAAGCACCUCAAAUACAAAGCCUGCGUGAGGAGCAAGGUGGCCAACCUGAGGAAUCCCAAAAACAGUCAUCUACGCCAGGGCCUCCUGAGUGGCUCCCUGGUGCCAGAGUCCUUCGCCCGGAUGUCUGUGGAGGAGAUGGCCAAUGCUGAGCUACGGCAGCUUCGGGAGGAGUACUCAUCCAGGGCUGUGAGCGAGAGGCAGCUUCCCCAAGGACUGGAGGGUACGCCGACGCAGAAGGUCCGCUGCAAACGAUGCGGAGGAUCAGACUGCAGGAUGACACAAGUGUCCAGAGGUGCCCUGUUUUUGCCUGCGUGGGUGAGGUGUGGCGGCCCUGAUGAGGACGCCAUGACCUUUGUUACCUGCAGUGGGUGUGGCCAGCAGUGGUACCACAACGCCUGGGUGUGCCUCUGAAUCCAAAAGCCACAUUGACUAUCUAGUGAUGAUCUGGUGAGGAAGUUAAUAAAAGCAGUUCUUUUUUUCUUUUAACUUCUGCAUAAAGUUUAAACAAGUUUGCCUGCUUGUUUAAAAGUCCAAAAAGUGCCGCUUCAUCUUUGCUAAAGCAGAGUCGCUGCUAACCGGAACCAAGACUUUUAAAGAGUCAGUCAUCACAUUCUUACUGAUUCAUUUCCUGCCUCUUCCAGGCCUAAUAGCCCUUCAGUGGUUUAUAUUCUGAACAGUGGCUGCUAUUGCUAACAGCUUCCUGUCAAGCUUUGUGAAUUAAAAAGCCUCGAGAAAAUGUUCAUACUUUUGAACUUUUCACAUUUUGUCAAAUUCUUCUAUGAAUGGCGCCCAAAGUAAGCCCCUCCUUCUUACACAAAUGAAGCACAAUACACACACACACACACACACACACACACACACACACACACACACACACACACACACAAAGAAAAACUAAUUAUGUAACUUAUCAGAAACAUGAACAAGGAAAUAUUUUUGGAUAUUACUAUAUUACUUAAAAUAUAUAUUUUAAGGAUAUCUUUGUGAAAACUUUCAAAAAGCAGUAUUGAUCUACAAAAAGUCACAACAGCUUUUUAUUUGGCUCUGUGACAUCCAUUAGUCCAUCACGCCCUGGGUAGAGAGCCAAAUAAUCUACUUUAUUCCACAUACUUAAGUGUAUAUUGUUGUGAUUUUAUUUGACAUGAUUUUAAAAUGGAAGACAAUUUGUUUUUGUCAGUACCUUUUUGAGUCUGGACUUUGACUGGGCCAUUCUAACGUGUGAUCUAAACCAGUGGUCCCCAACCCCGGGCCGCGCAAGAAAUAAUUAAAUAAAAAUUACAUUUUUAGAAAGCGCGGCGCUUACGUCACCACGCUUUCUGAUUGGCUACCUGUCACAUUCAACAGGCUGUGUUCUCGCUCCUGUCAUGUGUUUAGCUCCACCCAUUUUCCCAUCAUGUCACCAGCUUCCCCAUUCCCGCAGUAUGAUGCUGCCACAAAAAACAUAUGCACCCUCUGUGGGGUCAUAUUGUGUGUGCAAAUCCCUUAUAAAAAUGGAAGCAAAAAAAGCUUCUGAUAGUUGCCCUUUCAUUUUCCUUUCAUUUGCAGCAAACUGAAUCCAGUGAAUGAGACACAUGAUAUUCGAGCCCUGAGGACGAUCAGGACCGACUCGUGGCAGAGAAUGCGCCGCCACUCCUGCCAGUUUAUGUGUUUCUCUGCCCUUCAUCUCUGUUUGCUUUUUGAAAGAUCUCUCAGUUAUUUUGUUGAAUAAAGGAUUUCAUCCUUUGA